This is a messenger RNA of Trichoderma virens Gv29-8, 630 nucleotides long. RefSeq lists its product as uncharacterized. NCBI's taxonomy places the organism in Eukaryota, Fungi, Ascomycota, Sordariomycetes, Hypocreales, Hypocreaceae. The record is from RefSeq and is a predicted model, not a curated record. The transcript is spliced from 5 exons. Bases 1 to 630 code for a protein of 209 amino acids.
AUGAAGGAUUUUGCUUGCUUUGCACGAAUGUGGCUUAUGCAGUUUAUGGAUAAUGGAACCGCAGUCCUUCUUAUUGAUCUUUACAACGACUUCAUCUAUCCUGAUGGUAAAUGGUACGGUAAUGUAAAAGCUAGUUUUGAGGCCACAGAAACAGCGGCGCAUAUUCCCAUCUACUAUUGUUUGCACCAACAAUACAAGCCACGCAACUAUGACGGCUGGAACCGGAUGACCUCGUAUCACAUAGGGAUGAAAGAAGGCCGCGUGAUUGAAGAAGGUAGCUGGGGGGCGCAGAUAUACGAGGGGCUGGAGCCUGACCUUGCGAAUGGUGAUGUAGUCGUAUCAAAGCACUGGAACGUUAGUUCGUUUCAAAACACUGAUCUAGACUAUCUUCUUCAUCAACGCGACAUCACUAAACUGGCCUGCGCGGGUAUGACCAGCAAUCAAUGCCUGGAGUGCACAGCACGAUAUGGCAAAGAGCUGGGAUAUGACGUGACACUACUUUCAAAUGCGACGGCCGGUUUCACAAUCGAGCAAAAGGACGCAGCUGUCAAUUUGAUAUGGCCUUUGCUUGUGGAGCGCUUCAUGUCUGUCGAAGAAUGGGCUGCUAGUAUUGGCGCGCCAAAGCAAUGA